Messenger RNA from Guillardia theta CCMP2712, 1746 nucleotides. RefSeq lists its product as hypothetical. The record is from RefSeq and is a predicted model, not a curated record. Bases 1 to 1746 code for a protein of 581 amino acids. Gene Ontology annotation, cellular component: endoplasmic reticulum. Gene Ontology annotation, molecular function: protein disulfide isomerase activity. Gene Ontology annotation, biological process: response to endoplasmic reticulum stress; protein folding. Lineage: Eukaryota; Cryptophyceae; Pyrenomonadales; Geminigeraceae. The transcript is spliced from 11 exons.
AUGGAGAAAGGGAACAGGGCUACUCGAGGUAUAUUCAUCUCAAUGCUAGCUAAGGAUGGACUGGCAAUCGUUACUCAAGAAGCCGGCAUGGGCAGGACUGUUCUUCUCUUCCUCUUCUGCCUUGCUUCCUCAAGCUUGUUCCAUGUCCGCUCGUCACCUGCAGACCCGUGGGAGGGCGAUGUGGAUACCGUUAUCCUCGACCGCAACAACUUCACGUCCUACGUUCAGUCGCAGAAGCUUGUCAUGGUAGAGUUCUACACGCCUUGGUGCGGUCAUUGCAGAGGUUUCGCGCCUCUGUACGCGCAAGCGGCAAAGCAGCUCAAGAAGGACGGAAUUCCUCUCGCCAAGGUCAACAUGGAUCAGGAGAUGAACCAUCCGUUCGCGGGCGAGUUCGGCAUCAGCGGUUUCCCAACCAUCCGCGUGUUCAAGCGCAUGUACGACUCUGACCCCAACCAGCCUCUUGGCACGCUGGAGCGAUGGGACAACGAGGAGAGGACCACAGAACGCGUCGUUACCUACAUGCGAGAAAUCGGCCUCCCUCCCCGUGAGGUGACAUCCUCAGAGGAGCUGGACAAGAUUCUCGAGGCGAACGUGGAUUUCUCGGACCAGAAAGUUUCAUCGGUAGUGCUGGGAGUCUUCCCCGAGGGAGAGAACAGCAAGAAGUUCGAGGCGUUCAAGGAGGCCAAGUUCGGGCGUCUCCUCCCCUUGUACGUUUGGGUGAAGGAUGCAAGUUUGGCGAAGAAAUGGCUGAGCGAGGAGGAUCAGAAGGUUAAGGAGGGAGUGUUUGUCAUCACCAAGUACACUCAAGACCCCAAGGGUCCGGUGUACAGGCUGGAGAAGGAGAAGGAGGAGGACGUAGACGGGAUCGUGCGCUUCGUGGAUGUGCAUGGCGCUCCUGUCGUGUGGUAUUACUCGGACGCUCUGACCAACCAGAUCACGACGGGAAAGCUGCAGAAGUUCUUGUGGGCGUUUGUAGAGAAGGGGACAGAGCAGUGGGCGCAGUAUGACAAGGUCCUCCAUCAGGUGGCGCUGGACAAGCGGGGAGAGAUGAAGUUUGUCCUCGUCCCUGGAGAGGCGCAGGGUCUGCUGCAGUUCUUCAGGAUGGAUAGAGCGCUCCUGCCGCAGAUCAUGAUCAUUGACCUCCAUCCUGAGGUGGGUCAGCGGCAGUUCAAAUACGGCAAGCUGGACAAGAAGACCAAGCAGUGGAACACGGACAAGGCGAAGAACAUUGACGCUGAUGAACUCAACAAAUUCCUCGAGAAGUAUAACUCAGGCAAACUCAAGCGCUUCCUGCGCUCGGAGCCAGUGCCGGUGAAGCAGGAGGGUUCUGUUGUGACGAUCGUCGGGGACACUUUCGAGGAGACCAUCCGUUCUGGCAAGGAUGUCCUCAUCAACUUCUACGGGGACUUCAGCUGGUGUAAACACUGCGAAGCUUUUGAGCCGGAGUAUGCCAAGGUCGGCGAGUUCUUCAAGCAAGUGAAGAGCUUGGUCAUCGCCAAGAUGGACUUCCCUGCCAACGACAUCGAGGACGCCAAGAAACGAGGGAUGGAGAUCACGGGCUACCCUGACGUGUACCUCUUCCGUGCGGGAGAGCAUCAUCUCAAGCCUAUCCGCUUCGACUCCUCCAAGUACAACAACGAGAGAGGCCUCGGGGCCAUCUCACAGUUCGUCAUGGCCAACGUCGCCAUCCCCUUCCAGUCCUCCAAGGGUGAAGUCUUUGGUGGCAAGAAGCGAGAAGAGCUGUGA